Molecule: messenger RNA, 1328 nt
Organism: Setaria italica (foxtail millet)
Lineage: Eukaryota; Viridiplantae; Streptophyta; Magnoliopsida; Poales; Poaceae
Product: dehydrodolichyl diphosphate synthase 6
Exons: 2
Coding region: 175-1029 (284 amino acids)
Biological process (GO): polyprenol biosynthetic process
Cellular component (GO): endoplasmic reticulum
Source: RefSeq, a predicted model, not a curated record
UCCCGAGACCCCAGCUCUGCAACUCGCACCCGCCGGCGGGUCAGGUCAGUCGCGUCUCUCGCUGUUGCUCACAACGUGCUCGACAAAAUAGCUGCGAGGUGCGCUGCCUCUUUUUGUGAGCCGAUCGGAGCAGAGGGCGUGGUUGGUUACAGGGGGUGAAGAUAGAGAAGCUUAAUGAGGCGGUCACAACUCAGUGCUCUGGCAAAUCUUCAGAAUUUCCUGCUCAAGUGCCUCUUAGCUAUCCUCUCAUAUGGCCCAAUGCCCGAACACGUGGCAUUUAUUAUGGAUGGUAAUCGCAGAUACGCUAAAUCCAGAAGCAUCCAGCAAGGAGAUGGACACAGGGUGGGUUACUCCGCUCUUAUUGAAAAUCUGGUUCACUGCAACGACAUGGGCGUGAAGUAUAUCACGGUCUAUGCAUUUAGCAUUGACAACUUCAAAAGAGACCCAAUUGAGGUGCAGUUAUUGAUGGAGUUAAUGGAGGAAAAGAUCAAUGAGCUAUUGGACAACCAAAGUGUGAUCCACAAGAUGAACUGUAAGAUCAACUUCUGGGGAAACUUGGACCUGAUGUGCGAGCCAGUGAGGUUAGGGGCUCAGAAGUUGAUGGCAAGCACAGCUGGAAACACGGGUUUGGUCUUCUCAAUUUGCAUGCCAUAUAACUCGACUUCUGAGAUCGUCAAUGCUGUUAGUGAGGUCUGUGCAGAAAGGAGGGAAGUUUUACAGAGAGACCAUGCUGGCGACUCUAAUGGUCAAGCUGCAAACAAUGGUGUGCAUUCGGAGAUUUCAGUGUCUGAUUUGGACCGCCACAUGUAUAGCGCUGGUUGCCCAGAACCGGACAUCGUGAUCCGGACUUCAGGGGAGACUCGACUGAGCAAUUUCCUUCUGUGGCAGACAACCUUUAGCCACCUGCAGAGUCCGCACUGUCUGUGGCCUGAGUUCUCAUUCAAGCACCUUAUUUGGGCAAUAUUACAGUAUCAGAGAGUUUACCCUUAUCUAGUGCAAAACAGAAAGCUGGCUAAGAAGCAGCUGUGAAUCUGUGAUAUCUUCGCAAGGAAUCACCGGAGAAGGUUCAUCAACUGCCGAGGCUUGCCUCUUUAUUUUUCUUAUUGUCUAUGGAUGGAAAUGUCAAACGGAAUAUUGCAUAUUCUCUAGUGACAGGCACAGAGACCAAAGGUGAAAACAUGUGUGCCGUGGUAAUUGUGUAUGUGUGUAACAAACACUUAUAUACGAGCUUGUACAAAUGUUUUGUGGCUCCUGGAUUUAUAGGCUGCCUUAGGGAAACGGUCUAAAUAUAAACUUUUUAUGAAAAACACUUGGUCUAUGCAAAGUAA